This is a messenger RNA of Sorex fumeus (smoky shrew), 1960 nucleotides long. It is a transcript of the gene E2F4, whose product is annotated as E2F transcription factor 4. Gene Ontology annotation, molecular function: RNA polymerase II cis-regulatory region sequence-specific DNA binding; DNA-binding transcription factor activity, RNA polymerase II-specific; protein dimerization activity. Gene Ontology annotation, cellular component: RNA polymerase II transcription regulator complex. The record is from RefSeq and is a predicted model, not a curated record. Lineage: Eukaryota; Metazoa; Chordata; Mammalia; Eulipotyphla; Soricidae. Gene Ontology annotation, biological process: regulation of transcription by RNA polymerase II. The transcript has 10 exons. Bases 73 to 1293 code for a protein of 406 amino acids.
GGAGCGGAAGCGGAAGUGGCGGCGGCGCCGGCCUGGCCUGGCCUGGCUCAGGGGAGGCGGCGGGCGGGCGCGAUGGCGGAGGCCGGGCCACAGGCGCCGCCGCCCCCGGGGACCCCCAGCCGGCACGAGAAGAGCCUGGGGCUUCUCACCACCAAGUUUGUGUCGCUUCUGCAGGAGGCCAAGGACGGCGUGCUUGACCUUAAGCUGGCAGCUGACACGCUAGCGGUGCGCCAGAAGCGGAGGAUUUAUGACAUUACCAACGUGCUAGAGGGUAUCGGCCUGAUCGAGAAAAAGUCCAAGAAUAGCAUCCAGUGGAAGGGCGUGGGGCCUGGCUGUAAUACCCGGGAAAUCGCUGACAAGCUGAUUGAGCUGAAGGCCGAGAUCGAGGAACUGCAGCAGCGGGAGCACGAACUGGACCAGCACCGAGUGUGGGUGCAGCAGAGCAUCCGAAAUGUCACAGAGGAUGUGCAGAAUAGUUGUUUGGCCUACGUGACCCAUGAGGACAUCUGCAGAUGCUUUGCUGGAGAUACCCUCCUGGCCAUCCGGGCCCCAUCGGGCACCAGCUUGGAGGUGCCCAUCCCAGAGGGCCUCAACGGGCAGAAGAAGUACCAGAUUCACCUGAAGAGCGUGAGUGGCCCGAUCGAGGUGUUGCUCGUGAACAAGGAGGCGUGGAGCUCACCGCCGGUGGCGGUGCCCGUGCCACCCCCUGAAGACUUGCUCCAGAGCCCACCCGCCGUGUCCACCCCCCCGCCCCCGCCCAAGCCUGCCCUGGCCCACCCCCAGGAGACCUCGCGCCCCAGCAGCCCCCAGGUGGUCACCUCCACACCCGUGCCUGUGAGCACCGGAGCCCAGGGGGUGGCAGGGACAGCAGCCGAGAUCACAGUGAGUGUUGACCCUGGAACCGAAAGCAAGGACAGUGGUGAGCUCAGCUCUGUCCCGCUGGGCCCGACGGCGCUGGACACGCGGCCGCUGCAGUCGUCUGCCCUGCUGGACAGUAGCAGCAGCAGCAGCAGCAGCAGCAGCAGCUCGUCUGCACCCCACCCUUCUACCUCCUUUGAGCCCAUCAAGGCGGAUCCUACAGGCGUUCUGGAGCUCCCCAAAGAGCUGUCAGAAAUCUUCGACCCCACCCGAGAGUGCAUGAGCUCGGAGCUGCUGGAGGAACUGAUGUCCUCAGAAGUGUUUGCCCCCCUCCUCCGCCUUUCUCCACCCCCGGGAGACCACGAUUACAUCUACAACCUGGACGAGAGCGAAGGAGUCUGUGACCUCUUUGAUGUGCCUGUUCUCAACCUCUGACUGGCAGGGACGUGCCCCGUGUGGCUGGGAGAGACUGACAUGGGGCUGCCAGGCGACCCACCCCCACCCCAGCCCACGCAGCCGAGCCGCUGCCCCCCAGGCUCCUCUCCCGCGCCAACGCCUGUGCUGGGUGGGUAGGGAACUGCCACAGCGCCUGCCACCCAGGAGCCGAGUGUUCGCCUCUCCUGUCCGGGCCCUUCGUCCACCUUGUGCCCUUCGUGAGCCCUGCCACCCAGUGGCACAGACCCCCAGAGCCCGUCGUCACCCACCCCUAUAGGGCAGCUUGUCCAGUCCCCGUGCCCACUCCCCUUCCUGCCCGCCUGCCCCUGCCCCUGCCCCUGCCCCUCAGCGGAACCUCACAGUCUCUCUUCGGCUGGGCCCUUAGCCCUAGGACCUGCAGGCGUGGGGGGUGCUGACAGCAAGGAACACAGGUCUCUAGAUAAGCGUGCCUGCAGGUGAGAGCCCGGGAUUGGUACCCAGCCUGCCCGCCGCCCAUUAGCCCCUCUCGUUUAUUCAUUUCCCCUCAUUUAGAGCCAUUUACAGAGAUUUAGAAAUAUUUGCAGUAACGAAUGGAUUACUAUAUAAAGAUUAUUUUUAUACUUUUUGCAGCAAAAGGAAAUUGUAAUAUUUGUACAGUGGCCACGUAAAUAAAGACCAUGCCUAAGGC